AUGUCUUGUCAAGAACCAGGCGUACGACUUUCGAUCAACCUCCGAGAGCGCUGUCGAAUGCACGACCUGAACGAGGCGCUCGACGACUUGAGGGCCGUCAUACCGUAUGCCCACGGCGGAUCCGUCAGGAAGCUCAGCAAAAUCGCGACCCUUCUGUUAGCCAAAAACCACAUCAUCAUGCAGGUUUGUUUCAGUUUUGAACAGAAUUUUAAUUCUCAAGUUAUUCAAAAUAACUUCAAACUUUAUCGGACCACCAAUUGAUCACGUGUUCGAAGGGAUCUAGUGAAAACUCGAAAUUUAGAGCUGAAGAGUUCUGGAACAUAAAAAGAAUUGUUCUAGUGAUAACUUGAUCGAUUUUUUUCUAAUUAGAAAAAAACAAUUUUGACUCUUUUUUUCUUUCGCCAUCAACCCAUAACGGAAAAAUUUUUAUAUUGAAAUGUAUAAAAAAAUUUUUUUCGAUCUACCUGCCUGAAACUUUCAUUAAAUUCUCCAAUUUGUUUUUUUUACAUAUUGAAUUUUUUUCCUUUUUCGACUUAUAGUUCAGUGUCAAGUUUCCUCUAAGAAGCUAAUGUUUUCCUCUCUUCUUUCAAAAAAAAAAAUUUAGAAAAAAAAGAAGCCAUGUUUUUUUUCCUAUGGUUAACUUUUUAUUUUUCCUGUAUUUAAAAAGUUGUUCUUUCGAUCAUAUUGUCAUAUCAUGGUUUCUAUCUGAUAUUUUCAAAAUCGAAAUUUCAGGCGAAAGCCAUUGAAGAGCUUGGGACCGUCGUUUCCCAACUAAAAUCCCAGUUACAGUCGUCAACUCCUGCAGCCAACAGUCAAUCUUCAACGUCUAACAACUCCUAA
Molecule: messenger RNA, 840 nt
Organism: Caenorhabditis auriculariae
Lineage: Eukaryota; Metazoa; Nematoda; Chromadorea; Rhabditida; Rhabditidae
Source: the annotation of a GenBank genome assembly